UGCAGACAUUUCCGGCUUUCAGAACCUCCCUGUGUGAUGGAAGGAGGAGGAGGAGCAGUUGAUGUGAAAAACAACCCUGGACAACAGCACUGAACACUGGCACUGGCACUGACACUGAAAUCCCAUACACAGCCCCAAGCAACAUGCUCCAGCAUCUAUGGAUCCUACUGCUGGCCUGCCAGCUCACCUGCGGGACACCAGCACCAACAAAUGAUGACACAGAGGAAAGCCCAGCACCACCGACAACGCAGAAUCCAGGGGGCUUAACAACUCUUUACAAUGAACCGGUGCAACCUCUAGAGAAGGUCAAUGUGGCUCAGCCGGUGGUCAGCAUCAGUGAGAGAGUCCAAGCCAAGCCCCGUGAAAAGAAGGAUCUGGGCACACUAGGUUAUGUUCUUGGCAUCCUAAUGGUGGUGAUUAUUAUAGCCAUUGGCAGUGGCAUUGUGGUUGGAUACAUCUACAAGAGGGGCAGAGAUAUAAAGAAGCAGCAUGAGGAGCAAAUAGAAGAAAGGCGACAACAGCGGAUCAAUUUACCCCUCUCUGCUUUCUUAAAUCCAACAUGUGACAUUGUAGACGAGAACACGAUCGAGGUAUCCUCCAAUCACACCCCCAACGCAGUACAGGAGGGUGUCGUACCCCUAAUAAGCAGUGCUGGUACCCCAGGAGCAUGAGGGGAGGUGCAGCCCCAUGUGAACAAACAGUACCCCUUGUUGUGGAAAUGUUGGAAGCAUUAUCCCAUUUUAUUAUGCUGUGGCACAUGCCUAGCGGACUGUGGAAGGAGAGUUGUAUUCAUUAGCCACAUUAUCUCAUUUGGAUAGUAAGGGGCAUGAAUUUCUACAUAUCCAGUGACGCUUCAGAUCGGGUGCAGACUGAGCUGGCCAGUGUUUUUACUUCCAAGGCCAAGACAUGAUUACUGUAAUUGCCCUUUACCUCCUUUAUCCUGAUGUGGGGGUUCCAGAUGAUCCGAGUGUUGGAAGUUGGCUGCCAGUAGCAGCUUCUGUAUUCCUAAAGACAAAGCCUUGUAGAAGCCAAUGGUGAUCAUCUACAGGCUGUAAUAGAGGUUGUGCUGUACGACAUCCUUAUUCUUGUGUAUGUGUACAGGGACGCAGUACUAUAUUCCCAUAACAUGUAUCACUAUCUUUUCUGAGACCAGGGUUCUUCCUCUUAAGUGUGCUGCUAAAGUUUAUAAAUGGACAGAGACGGAUGUACAAAUUGUAAGAAAAUUGUUUAUUGGCCUUUCUUUUUUUGUACAUGAAUGUUGCAUUUCUAUAAAUAAAGAGUAAUCAGGCAGUGCCUGAUGAUCAAAC
This is a messenger RNA of Nanorana parkeri, 1307 nucleotides long. It is a transcript of the gene PIK3IP1, whose product is annotated as phosphoinositide-3-kinase interacting protein 1. The record is from RefSeq and is a predicted model, not a curated record. NCBI's taxonomy places the organism in Eukaryota, Metazoa, Chordata, Amphibia, Anura, Dicroglossidae. The coding region runs from base 144 to 671 and encodes 175 amino acids. The transcript has 4 exons.